Messenger RNA from Elephantulus edwardii (Cape elephant shrew), 5013 nucleotides. RefSeq names its product zinc finger SWIM domain-containing protein 5-like. The coding region runs from base 231 to 3794 and encodes 1187 amino acids. The record is from RefSeq and is a predicted model, not a curated record. The transcript is spliced from 14 exons. Gene Ontology annotation, cellular component: Cul2-RING ubiquitin ligase complex. Gene Ontology annotation, molecular function: zinc ion binding. NCBI's taxonomy places the organism in Eukaryota, Metazoa, Chordata, Mammalia, Macroscelidea, Macroscelididae.
GCCGCCUUACGCGCGUCCUCAGGCCGUCCCCGUCGGCCCUAGCGGCGCGCACACCAGCCUGGCCCAAACACCCCACUCGGGCCGGCCAGCUCGCGGGUUCGCUCGCCCCGCCCCCGCUUCCCCGCGCCGCUGCUGGGCGCUUGCGCGGGGCGCGUGGCCGUGGCCAGGGUCUCCGCUGCAGCCGGUGGUGCCGCUGCCGCCUCAGUCAGUCAGUCAGUCAGUCCCCAGCAAUGGCGGAAGGAGGUGAGCGAGAGGAGCUGCUCUCGCCGCCGCCGGUCUCCCCGGCUAAGAGGCUGUGCUCGUGGCCCAGCCCGCAGGCUCACCACCCUCGCGGUUUGCCUGGGACGGUCAGCGGCGGGGCAGGGGGCGUCGGCGGUAGCUGCCUAGCCCCCGGGGCCCGCCCCCACCUGCAGCCCGAGUCCUUGCUGGACUGCGCCGCCAAGACGGUGGCGGAAAAGUGGGCGUACGAGCGGGUGGAGGAGCGCUUCGAGCGGAUCCCGGAGCCGGUGCAGCGCCGCAUCGUCUACUGGUCCUUCCCGCGGAAUGAGCGGGAGAUCUGCAUGUACUCCAGCUUCCAGUACCGGGGCAGCUCCGGGGCCGGCGCUGCUGGCGGCGCAGUGGGGACUUCGCCGGCCGAGGAGGGGCUGCCACCGCCCCCCGGGGCCACAGCUCCGACCGGCUCCGCCCCCGGGACCGCCGCUGUGGUUGGGACGUCCCCAGGACUGAGCGCAGGAGCCAGUGCGGUCGGCGGCGGCGGCGGCGAGGGGCUGCCCUUCCGCCGGGGCAUCCGUCUGCUGGACAGCGGCUCCGUGGAGAACGUGCUGCAAGUCGGCUUCCAUCUGAGCGGUACAGUAACAGAGCCAGCCACUGCUUCUGAACCAGCAAUGACUUACAAAGUUGCUAUCAGUUUUGAUCGAUGCAAAAUCACUUCAGUGACGUGUGGCUGUGGGAACAAGGACAUAUUCUACUGUGCUCAUGUGGUAGCGCUCUCACUCUACAGGAUCCGUAAACCAGACCAAGUCAAAUUACGUCUUCCUAUCUCAGAAACGCUUUUCCAGAUGAAUAGAGAUCAGUUACAAAAGUUUAUUCAAUAUUUAAUCACUGCACACCACACUGAAGUUCUUCCUACUGCACAGAAACUGGCCGAUGAGAUUCUGUCCUCCAACUCAGAAAUCAAUCAAGUGCAUGGUGCCCCUGACCCCACAGCUGGAGCCAGCAUUGAUGAUGAGAACUGUUGGCAUUUGGAUGAAGAACAAGUGAAAGAACAAGUGAAGCUCUUUCUCUCCCAGGGUGGCUACUAUGGCUCUGGAAAGCAACUCAACUCAAUGUUUGCCAAGGUUCGAGAGAUGCUGCGGAUGAGAGAUUCCAAUGGAGCCAGAAUGUUGACACUUAUAACUGAGCAGUUCAUGGCUGACCCACGUCUCACACUCUGGAGGCAGCAAGGAACAAGCAUGACAGACAAAUGUAGGCAACUCUGGGAUGAGCUCGGGGCUUUGUGGGUGUGCAUCAUUUUAAAUCCACACUGCAAACUGGAGGAAAAAUCCUGCUGGCUGCUGCAACUGCAGAAGUGGAGUGACCUUGAUGUGUGUCCCCUGGAGGACGGGAACUAUGGGCAUGAGCUUCCCAACAUCACCAAUGCGCUUCCCCAAAGUGCCAAUCACAGCCCAGAUUCUUUAUCCAGACCAAGAAGAACAGUAUUCACGAGAGCCAUCGAAGGGCGUGAAUUGCACUGGCAGGACAGCCACUUACAGCGAAUAAUCAGCAGUGAUGUAUAUACAGCUUCUGCCUGCCAGCGAGAAAGCGAAAGAUUACUCUUUAAUUCUCAAGGCCAGCCCCUGUGGCUUGAGCAUGUGCCUACAGCCUGUGCCCGGGUGGAUGCCCUGCGUUCCCAUGGUUAUCCGAAAGAGGCCCUCCGGCUCACAGUGGCCAUUAUCAACACUCUGAGACUACAGCAGCAGAGGCAGCUGGAAAUCUACAAGCAUCAAAAGAAAGAGCUGUUGCAGAGAGGAACCACAACUAUCACAAACCUAGAAGGCUGGGUGGGCCACCCCCUGGACCCUGUUGGCUGUCUGUUUCUCACUUUAACUGAGGCCUGCCGCCUGAAUGAUGAUGGCUAUCUGGAAGUGUCAGAUAUGAGUGAAAGCAGAACCCCUGUGUACCAGCAUGUACCUGUGGCUUCAAGCUUCCCAAACAGCACUGAAUCCUACCUGUCAUUGGCCCUCGAAGUUGCUUUGAUGGGAAUGGGUCAACAGAGGGUGAUGCCUGAAGGCCUCUACGCGCAGGACAAGGUGUGCCGAAAUGAGGAGCAACUUCUGAGUCGCCUCCAGGAGCUGCAGCUGGAUGACGAGCUGGUGCAAACCCUGCGGAAGCAGUGCAUUUUAUUGCUGGAUGGAGGUCCCUUCAGUGGUCUGGGAGAAGUCAUCCACCGAGAGAGUGUGCCCAUGCAUACCUUUGCCAAGUUCUUAUUCUCUGCUCUGCUGCCUCAUGAUCCAGACCUGUCCUAUAAAUUAGCCUUACGUGCCAUGAGGUUACCGGUUCUAGAAAACUCAGCUUCUGCAGGCGACACUUCCCACCCUCACCAUAUGGUGUCUGUGGUACCCAGCCGUUACCCUCGCUGGUUCACACUUGGACACUUGGAAUCACAGCAGUGUGAAUUGGCCUCCACCAUGCUGACUGCUGCCAAAGGGGACACUCUGAGGCUCCGAACAAUCCUGGAAGCAAUACAGAAGCACAUCCAUUCGUCCUCCCUCAUCUUCAAGCUGGCCCAAGAUGCGUUCAAGAUUGCUACUCCCACGGACAGCAGUACUGACAGCACAUUACUCAAUGUGGCCCUGGAGCUAGGGUUACAGGUGAUGCGGAUGACCUUAUCAACCCUUAACUGGCGGCGCCGAGAGAUGGUGCGGUGGUUGGUGACGUGUGCUACAGAAGUGGGUGUGCGGGCCCUGGUGAGCAUCUUGCAGAGCUGGUACACGCUCUUCACGCCCACGGAGGCCACUAGCAUUGUGGCUGCCACGGCUGUGUCCCACACCACCAUCCUGCGCCUCAGCCUCGACUACCCGCAGCGGGAGGAGCUGGCGAGCUGUGCCCGCACCCUGGCCCUGCAGUGCGCUAUGAAGGAUCCACAAAGCUGUGCCCUAUCGGCCCUCACGCUCUGUGAGAAAGACCACAUCGCCUUCGAGGCCGCCUACCAGAUUGCCAUUGAUGCUGCUGCUGGUGGGAUGACCCAUUCGCAGCUGUUCACUAUCGCUCGCUACAUGGAGCUCCGUGGCUACCCGCUACGUGCCUUCAAGCUGGCCUCCCUGGCCAUGAGCCAUCUCAACUUGGCCUAUAACCAGGACACCCACCCAGCCAUCAACGAUGUGCUCUGGGCGUGCGCUCUAAGCCACUCUCUGGGCAAGAACGAGCUGGCGGCUCUCAUCCCGUUGGUGGUGAAGAGCGUGCACUGCGCCACGGUGCUUUCAGACAUCCUGCGGCGCUGCACGGUGACCGCGCCCGGCCUGGCGGGCAUCCCAGGACGCCGCAGCUCUGGAAAGCUCAUGUCCACGGACAAAGCCCCACUGCGCCAGCUGCUGGAUGCCACCAUCAACGCCUACAUCAACACCACACACUCGCGCCUGACACACAUCAGCCCCCGCCACUACGGAGAGUUCAUUGAGUUUCUGAGCAAGGCGCGGGAGACCUUCCUCCUGCCCCAGGAUGGCCACCUGCAGUUUGCCCAGUUCAUCGACAACCUCAAACAGAUCUACAAAGGCAAGAAGAAGCUGAUGCUGCUGGUGCGGGAGCGCUUUGGCUGAGAAAGCAGACAGCUCACCAUCAGGGCAGGCUGGGCUCCCAGGUUCUAUCAGGUCAGGCCAGGGACAUUGAAACAUUUGUCUCCACCGAGAGGACUCUGAGAGCCUGUGGCUGAAACCAAAGGACCACGGGGCUCAGGAUGGGGAGAGUCUAACUCUGGCCCUUACGCCUGCCUUGGCAUAAUUCUCACGACAGCCCACCAUUCCUGGAGGAGCUGAGCCCUGCAGAUUGAUCAGAACCCCACAACAUGCCACCUCGCAUCCCUAUAGCCUGCAUCUCUUGGGCAUUAGCCCCCUCCCCUGGCAAACACAGAACACUGUUCCGUCUCAGGGAUUGCUUAACCAGAGAAACAGAAGCAUUUAUGGUACUGUAAAUACUAAAGUAUAUGUGUUGCCAAUGACAUUGUAAAGUUGUAACUAUUUAUAAUUCUGGUUCUAAUUUGAUGGGCACUUGAAGUAGUUUGGGUGGGAGGAUAGGAUGGUUGAAAGGAAAUCUUUUGUUUUCUGAGGAGACUCACAACCAUUUCUCAGGUUUCCCUUGUAGAGUGUUAUGCUGUUGGCAGUGGAAGAGGGUGGUGUGGCAGGGAGAAAAAUGGCCAGUUGGAAUAAUUCCCAAGUCUUGUCUAUGCAGAAACAUUAGCCUGCAGACAGGGCAUGUGUAGCUCCGAUGAGGGUGAGGAGCAGAGGCCAGGACUUUGACUCUUGCCUCAUGAUGCUGAGGACACUGAAGCACCUGCUCCUGCUCCUGCCUGACGUAGCCUUUCAAGAGCCUGUCGAGCUCCUGGGAGCAAGUGCAGAGAGAAAACAGGGGUCUGGGGUCUGGAGAGCCACUGAGCUCACGAUACACAUCUGCACUGGUCAUCUUUAAGAAUAACUUGCUGUUUCAUCUCUAAUUAUGUGUGUGUCUGUGUAGCUAAAUACAUGCAUCCAUGCGUGUAUAUCUGUGCAUGUUUGUAUGUGCACAUACACAUGCGAACUGGCACAAGUUCUUCAUGUGUUUGUACACAUGUGUGAAUGCAUGUGUGCCAGGCUGUGUGAGGAGGUACACAUUUGCAUGCAUGCGUGAAUCUGUGUGUUAAGUGUUUUCAUGCUUAUAUAAGUAUUAGUGUGUACAUAUCUGCACACAUAAGUGCAUAUGUAUAAACAUGUUUAUGCCUGGGUUUUUGCUAUUCAUGGCUCUUUGUUAUUCUGUGUGUAUAUCUCUACAUGUAGAUGUCUGUCU